Molecule: messenger RNA, 2046 nt
Organism: Dioscorea cayenensis subsp. rotundata (Guinea yam)
Lineage: Eukaryota; Viridiplantae; Streptophyta; Magnoliopsida; Dioscoreales; Dioscoreaceae
Product: probable serine/threonine-protein kinase PBL19
Exons: 6
Coding region: 459-1676 (405 amino acids)
Biological process (GO): protein phosphorylation
Molecular function (GO): ATP binding; protein kinase activity
Source: RefSeq, a predicted model, not a curated record
CCAACGACUCAUCCCACAUAAUCUUCAAAGUCUUUCUUCCCACAAAGCAGAGAGAGAGAGAGAGAGAGAGAGAGAGAGAUGUGAAUGUUCCUAGCAAGUGAUGUUAGAGAUGUUAAUAGUUGAGAGAAAGAGAGGAAGAAGCUGUACGCUAUCCAAAGAAAAGUUUCCAGCCAGGAAAGGUUUGAACUUGUAUGCAGCCAUCCAAAGAAACAGCUUCCAACACGGAAAGGGUUCUUUGUUUUCCUCAUUCUCUUUCCUUAAUUUUCCCUUCUGUGUUUCAAAGACUCUUUCUUUGUUGAUUCUUUCAUGCCCAUGUCUUGUUUGUUUUAAAGAUUGGGUUUUUUCUUUCUCAUUAGUUGUUCUCUGUUGAUGUUCAUGCCCUCUUUCUUUCAAAGACUCAAUUUUUGUCCAUAAAGUUCAUCACUUUGAAAAUCAGAAGAAGAAGUAGAAGAAGAGAGAUGGGGUGUUUUAGCUUCUUGAAAGGGCAACACAGUGGUAGUAAGAGAAGUGGUAGAAGGGAAUCCAGUCCCAGACAGACAACUACACCAGCACAGCCUUCUACCAGCAUUGCUAGUGGCUCAGAUGGCUCUGCAGGAGGAACACAGCCUCCCAGCAAGUCUUCAGCUUCUACUUCCUCUCAGCGCAGCAUUACAAACAUGUAUGAGGAGAAGGCGCAAUGCCUUCGUGUUUUCGGCUUCGAUGAGCUUAGGCAUGCCACCAAUGACUUCAGUAGGCUUCUUAAGAUUGGAGAAGGUGGCUUUGGUAGUGUUUACAAAGGCUUCAUUGAUCUAAAUGGCAAUGGUGAGAAGAUCCCAGUUGCCAUCAAGAAGCUUAACCAACAUGGCUUGCAGGGACACAAACAAUGGUUGGCAGAAGUUCAAUUUCUUGGAGUUGUUGAGCAUCCAAAUCUUGUAAAACUUAUCGGCUAUUGUGGUGAAGAUGGUGAGAGAGGGAUUCAAAGACUGCUUGUUUAUGAAUUCAUGGCUAACAAGAGCUUGGAACAUCAUUUGUUCGGCCGAACAUUGCCGCCGAUUCCAUGGAAAUUAAGAAUAAAGAUAGUCUUAGGAGCAGCCGAAGGGUUGGCGUACCUACAUGAAGGAUUAGAAAUUCAGGUGAUUUACCGGGACUUCAAAGCGGCCAAUGUUUUAUUAGACGAAGAGUUUAAUCCGAAGCUAUCAGACUUUGGACUAGCCAGGGAGGGACCGACAGAUGGUCGGAGUCAUGUAUCAACAGCAGUUGUAGGAACAUAUGGUUAUGCAGCUCCGGAUUACAUAGAGACAGGCCAUCUCACUAUCAAGAGUGAUGUAUGGGGUUUCGGGGUGUUUCUGUAUGAAAUUCUCACCGGCAGGCGCACGUUGGAGAGAAACCGGCCAACCAACGAGCAAAAGCUAUUGGAUUGGGUAAAGCAAUUUCCUCCAGAUGCCAGAACAUUCGGCGUAAUUAUUGAUCCAAGACUUAGGCAUCAGUUUCCUAUUGAUGCUGCCCGGGAGGUUGCUAAACUUGCUGAUAGAUGCCUUGUGAAGGAGGCCAAACUCCGGCCAAGUAUGAGCAAUGUUGUCGAAUGCUUGCGCCAUGUGCUCCAAUUAUCGGAAGACUUCGAGGCCUCUGAACAGCAAAGACCAAAGCCCUCCCCCACACAGUCGAGAAAUGCGAAGAGAACAACAAAUAGGGCAUAGCAUAGAGGUUUAUUUGCGCGCCGAUGUAACUAAUCUUUGUGGCGGUACUAGCACUUGCAGAGAUGUUAUUCAUUUUGUUUUUCGGCAAAAUCCUGAAUUUUGAAAUGAUAAAGGAGUUUCAAGGUGUGCAUUUUGCAGAGGCAUGUUAAUCACAGUCAGUACCAAUGAAUUCAUUGGAAGAAGGAACAAAACUUGUAACAAAAUUCACAAGCAGCAGUGGUGUGGAAAGAUGGAUGGAUCUUAUUUAGCUUUUCUCUAUCAGGCUAAAAGAUUUCAGUCUAUUUUUUGUAAUAUAUAUUUACUCCGAGGCAUUUGUAUGUAUGUUUUCUUUAAAGCUUAUACAAUUUGGAAACAUUUGAUUUCAUGAAUA